This is a messenger RNA of Anopheles gambiae (African malaria mosquito), 1250 nucleotides long. RefSeq lists its product as uncharacterized. The coding region runs from base 774 to 1157 and encodes 127 amino acids. The record is from RefSeq and is a predicted model, not a curated record. Lineage: Eukaryota; Metazoa; Arthropoda; Insecta; Diptera; Culicidae. The transcript has 3 exons.
GAAUGGUUAUUGAUUAAGCAGGCAUGGCAUGCAUGCGCGUCCUCGCUCGAAGGGGUUACACGUAACGGCUCGGUGUUACGGAGCUGCGAAUAACCCCCUGGUAUGCAAAGGAUUCCUUCCCUUCGCGAGCGCACUCGGUGGCACCGAUGCAUGCAUAAAUCGAAUUAACCCCGGGCGCGCCGAAUGAAGCACCAUGCGGUUCCCGCGUACUCGAGGGUUUCCCCGAUGGGUAAAGGAUUACGGGGAUCUUUAAAAAAAAGGGUGAUGCAUCCGACGAAAAGGGCUUUUCCACGGUAACAGCUGCGCAAUGGGACGAAAUGCAUCAACAGCUUCCACGCGGGACAAAUUGCGUCACUGAAAAUGAUCUCCAAAAUAAUGAACGAAGAGUGCCUUUAACCCACAUUUUAACAAACCUCACGUGAUGAUCGUUACCCAUUUUAUGUUACUUGCUGUCUUUGGAUAACCCCAAAGUACUCCUGAUUACCAGUUGACUCCAGAAAUUCCCCAACACGUCACCAAACUUCAGGAAUGAAUUCGACUCGCAAUGGUUCAUUUUCGGAACAGUUCCAAUCUCUUCACUCCCAUCACCUCCAAACUCAACAACUCCACCAUUAUCACAGGCUCGUUUCUUGUCUUCCUUGUUUAUAUAACACUUCAACUGAUCGAGCCACCUCAUCAUUCGUUCUCCAGUUGUCUUGAGAGUCGCUUGGUGUCCGGACGAUACCGAAUAAAAAAAACCCCGAAACUACUCAUACACAGCAAACUGCUCCAGCAUGAAGCAGCAUGGGUUUCUCCUGUGCGUAGCGAUUGCGAUGUCGCUAGCUGCACCUCAGCAGGCAGAGCCGAUCGUGAAAGACGAUAUCGCAGAGAUACGAACGAUCGUGACGGAUCUGCUCGCGAGUGGUGUGCAAAUCAACCUGGAGCAGCAUCAGACCCGAUUUGUUGACGGUGACACAGAAAACCUGAUCAUAGAGAACUUUCUUUUUGCGAGCGAGGAUGGACUCGUUUUUACUGUAACCUCGGAGCGAGUUCUAGAUAAAAACUACCAACCAAAGGUGGUGUCCUACUUCGAUGUGACAGAUGACGACGCACAGAAGGUUCUGCUCUCGCUGCUUGGUGGAGGAAACAUUAAGACGUUAACCAUCAACAAGAAGUAAAGUUCCGGAAAGCUUAUGAGGCUAUCACACUAUCUGCAUGGCUAUUGAGGCAAAGCAAACGUUAACAUAAUAAAUUCAAUACCCAAAAAUAGA